AUGCCGACUCGGAUAAGUCCAAUCGAGAAGUUUGCCAAAGCUGCUGCCAAAUGCUCAGUUGAGUCUUCAGCAUAUGGGAAGUGCAUAGUAGUAGACUACAAUUCAGUCCAUAAAGACAAAUGUCUCACGGAGUUUUUACGAUUAAAGAAUUGCUAUUUAGCUGCUGCUAAGAAGCCAUAA
This is a messenger RNA of Lachnellula hyalina, 180 nucleotides long. RefSeq lists its product as uncharacterized. NCBI's taxonomy places the organism in Eukaryota, Fungi, Ascomycota, Leotiomycetes, Helotiales, Lachnaceae. The record is from RefSeq and is a predicted model, not a curated record. The transcript has 3 exons. Gene Ontology annotation, cellular component: mitochondrion. The coding region runs from base 1 to 180 and encodes 59 amino acids. Gene Ontology annotation, biological process: mitochondrial respiratory chain complex I assembly.